This is a messenger RNA of Cladophialophora psammophila CBS 110553, 612 nucleotides long. RefSeq names its product F-type H+-transporting ATPase subunit G. The record is from RefSeq and is a predicted model, not a curated record. NCBI's taxonomy places the organism in Eukaryota, Fungi, Ascomycota, Eurotiomycetes, Chaetothyriales, Herpotrichiellaceae. Gene Ontology annotation, molecular function: proton transmembrane transporter activity. The transcript is spliced from 3 exons. Gene Ontology annotation, biological process: proton motive force-driven ATP synthesis. Bases 1 to 612 code for a protein of 203 amino acids.
AUGUCGGCAGCUCCCACCUCCCGCGCCCUUCUCCGGCAGUCCAGAUUCCUCCUGCGCCGAAACAAUUUCAGACAAGCUUCCACCACCUCAGAGGCCGCCUCAAAGGCGCAAGAGAGCUCAAAGCAAGUCGUCUCGAAAGCUUCAGAAGGUUUGAGCCGUGUUACGAGCUCCGCCGGCUCCGCAAUUUCUAAAGUCGGCUCUUCCGCCUACGGAGCCCUGAGCAAAGUUGGUGGAAGAACGGGAAGAGUUAUUUCUUUUGUCGAAUCAUUAAUACCGCCUACCAUCUACUACUCUCGCGUUGGAUGGGAGCUCGCAAGGAUUGUCUUCAAGAAUCAGCAGAUGGCGCCUCCCUCUGUGGCCCAAUUUCAGUCCUAUUUCCAACCAUUGAUUAAUGUCUUCCGGAAUCCUGCGUCCAUCUCAUCAAGCGCAAGCUCUGCAUUCAAAGCCGUCAACCCGGACGCCGUCUUGGGCACCAUUCGCAACGCAAAUCGCAGUCAGCUAACCACUGUCGGGAUCAUCUUCGCUCAGGUAGUGGGUUUCUUCACGGUCGGUGAGAUGAUGGGAAGAAUGAAGAUAGUCGGAUACCACGGCGAACCGCAUCAUGAACAUUAA